Messenger RNA from Papaver somniferum (opium poppy), 936 nucleotides. RefSeq names its product extensin-2-like. Lineage: Eukaryota; Viridiplantae; Streptophyta; Magnoliopsida; Ranunculales; Papaveraceae. The record is from RefSeq and is a predicted model, not a curated record. Bases 1 to 936 code for a protein of 311 amino acids. The transcript has 2 exons.
AUGUCAAAAAUAUCCUUGAAAUUGGGACGGGCUUUACAACGUGAACGAGAAUUAUUUAGGACUGGCCCUGUAAAUAAUUUCAAGAAAUCUCUGGCACCACCACCAGCAAAGAAGCCACGUGAACGAGAAUUAUUCAGGACUGGUCCUGGAAGUAAUUUCAAGAAAUCUCUGCCAUCACCAGCAACACUAAAGAAGCCACAUGAAAGAGAACUAUUCGGGACUGGUCCUGGAAAUAAUUUCAAGAAAUCUCUACCACCACCAGCAGCAAAGAAGCCACGUGAACGAGAAUUAUUCAGGACUGGUCCUGGAAAUAAUUUCAAGAAAUCUCUGUCACCACCAGCAGCACCAAAGAAGCCACAUGAACCAGCACCAAAGAAGCCACAUGAACGAGAAUUAUUCAGGACUGGUCCUGGAAAUAAUUUCAAGAAAUCUCUACCACCACCACCACCACUAAAGAAGCCACGUGAACGAGAAUUAUUCAGGACUUGUCCUGGAAAUAAUUUCAAGAAAUCUCUGCCACCACCAGCAGCAUCACCAAAGAAGCCACAAGAACGAGAAUUAUUCAGGGCUGGUCCUGGAAAUAAUUUCAAGAAAUCUCUACCACCACCAGCAGCAAAGAAGCCACGUGAACGAAAAUUAUUCAGGGCUGGUCCUGGAAAUAAAUUCAAGAAAUCUCUGCCACCACCAGCAGCACCAAAGAAGCCAUAUGAACGAGAAUUAUUCAGGACUGGUCAUGGAAAUAAUUUCAAGAAAUCUCUACCACCACUGGCAGCAAAUAAGCCACGUGAACGAGAAUUAUUCAGGACUUGUUCUGGAAAUAAUUUCAAUAAAUCUCUACCACCACCAGCAGCAAAGAAGCCACGCGAACGAAAAUUAUUUAGGACUGAUCCUGGAAAUUAUUUCAAGAAAUCUGAUCUACCAUCGGGACAUUAUUAA